Messenger RNA from Drosophila albomicans, 822 nucleotides. Its product is annotated as protein toll-like. Bases 120 to 773 code for a protein of 217 amino acids. Gene Ontology annotation, cellular component: membrane. Gene Ontology annotation, biological process: innate immune response; toll-like receptor signaling pathway. The record is from RefSeq and is a predicted model, not a curated record. The transcript has a single exon. Gene Ontology annotation, molecular function: transmembrane signaling receptor activity. Lineage: Eukaryota; Metazoa; Arthropoda; Insecta; Diptera; Drosophilidae.
AUCUGUCGGGCAAUUCAUGGAUAUGUGAUUGUAGAAACGAGAAACUAAUAUUAUUUAUAUCGAAUUACUCGAAUAGAAUUGAAGAUCGAGAGAAGAUAAUAUGCAGUAAUGCCAAUCAAAUGGUUAAUAUCUCCACAUCAUCUAUUUGUAAAAGAAGCUUAAGUCAAAGCAUAAACAUCAUAAUACUUAUUGGAAUCUUUUUUGGAAUUAUCAUUACAAUAUUCGUGUAUUUCUAUUAUAAGAAAUCAAUUUUAAAGUGUCUUUACAAAAAGAAUAUUUGUGGAAGAUGCAUUAAAAGACCAGAUUACGAAGAAAACUUAAAAAAAAAUGAUGCAUUUCUUGCAUUUUCACACAAGGACUUGGAUUUGAUAGACGAAUACGUUGAGAAGCUAGAGAGAGGACCUGCCCAAUAUCAACUCUGUUUUUACCAUCGUGACUGGUUGAUCGGAGAAUCCAUUCCGAAUUGCAUAGUAAACUCGAUUGAAGAUUCCAGUCGAAUAAUCAUCCUGCUAACGGAGCACUUUGUGCAGUCGUCAUGGGGUCGAUUUGAGUUCCGAUCUGCAAUUGAAGCCACAACAAUUAACAAAUACAAGCGACUUAUCAUCAUAGUAUAUAGCGGAGUCGAUCUCAAUGAUCUGGAUAGUGAGCUGAAAAACUAUUUGAAAUUCAACACAUAUCUUAGAAGAGAUGAUCCCCAAUUCUGGAAAAAGCUGAUGCUUGUCAUGCCGCAGAGGAAACAGACCGAUGUUACUCCUAAAAAUGACCUUUUAUGAGAAGAUAAAAUUAUAUUUCUUUAUUUGUAUUAUGUUAUACCUUAACAAA